CACUUGACUCGUUGAGCAGGCAAGCUUUAUACUUGCAUGAGCAUAACAGCGCUCAGAAGAUUAUCUACAACACUCUAUCACCUCUCACCAUUCAAGACAUUAGGUAUCAUGGCGGGUAAAUCUGAAUACUCUACCAGGCAGAUCGGGGCUGCGAACACCCUCGAGCACCGAGUCUACCUUGAAAAGGAUGGCAAGGUCAUCUCUCCCUUUCACGACAUUCCCCUCUUUGCCGACGAGUCGAAGAAUAUCCUCAACAUGAUUGUCGAGGUGCCUCGAUGGACCAACGCCAAGAUGGAGAUCUCCAAGGAAGAGGGAUUCAAUCCCAUCAAGCAGGACAUUAAGAAGGGAAAGCUUCGAUACGUUCGAAAUUGCUUUCCUCAUCACGGUUACCUCUGGAACUAUGGAGCUUUCCCUCAAACUUGGGAAGACCCAAACGCCAAGCACCCUGAGACCGGUGCCAACGGAGACGACGACCCGCUCGACGUCUGCGAGAUCGGAGAAGCCGUUGGAUACACUGGUCAAGUCAAGCAGGUCAAAGUACUCGGUAUCAUGGCCUUGCUCGACGAGGGAGAAACCGACUGGAAAGUCUUGGUUGUGGAUGUCAAUGACCCUUUGGCUCCUCGAUUGAACGAUAUCGAAGAUGUCGAGAGACACCUGCCGGGCUUGAUCCGAGCUACCAACGAGUGGUUCAGGAUCUACAAGAUUCCCGAUGGAAAGCCAGAGAACGUCUUUGCCUUUUCUGGCGAGGCAAAGAGCAAGAAAUACGCCGUCGAAAUCAUUCUCGAGUGUCACGAGGCUUGGAAGAAACUCAUCACUGGAGAAACGAACCCUGGCGGAAUCUCUUUGCACAACACUCAAGUCAAGGGAUCUCGAGGUCUCGUCUCAACUUCGGACGCGGCGUACACCUCCAUUCCUGCGGACUCGAGAAAGCCUCCUGCGCCUAUUGACCCUUCGAUUUCCAAGAGCUUCUUCAUUUCGUCUGCUUCCAUGUAGAGUGAAGUAGUGAAUGGAUCGAAUGCAUGAAAAGUGGUCG
This is a messenger RNA of Kockovaella imperatae, 1033 nucleotides long. Its product is annotated as inorganic pyrophosphatase. Bases 37 to 993 code for a protein of 318 amino acids. Gene Ontology annotation, biological process: phosphate-containing compound metabolic process. Lineage: Eukaryota; Fungi; Basidiomycota; Tremellomycetes; Tremellales; Cuniculitremaceae. The record is from RefSeq and is a predicted model, not a curated record. The transcript has 10 exons. Gene Ontology annotation, molecular function: inorganic diphosphate phosphatase activity; magnesium ion binding. Gene Ontology annotation, cellular component: nucleus; cytoplasm.